AUGGGUGCCACUCCUGCGAAUGAGAUCGCGUCAACCACAGACAUGAACAAAAACGUCAAAGACAUUGCAGUCGAUGAGGACCAAGACUCCCAAGCAAACAAAGAGGGUACCCAGGCAUCUUCCACAAAGUCUCUGAGCGAGAGCAUCACGGAGUAUCGUCGCAUUCACGGUCGAACCUUUUCCCAAAAGACAGACUACUGGGGCCCCAAUGAUGAGACGCAAAAUGAAGCAUUGGACAUUGCCGAUUUUGCCGACGAAUUCCCAUCUGCUGAGGUCAUUGGUGUAGAUAUUUCACCCAUCCAGCCCCCGUGGGUUCCUCCGAACUGCAAGUUCUACUUUGAUGACGUUGAGCAGCCAUGGACGUGGUCCAAGGACUUUGACCUCAUCCACAUUCGCCAUCUCGAAGCAAGCAUCGAGAACUGGCCGGCGCUGUAUAAGCAAGCUUUCGACCAUCUGGUUCCUGGAGGCUUUAUUGAGGUCAAGGAAUUCGAUAUCACAACACGAUCUCAGUUUUUUGGUGAUUGUAUUCCCGAAGAUCACAUUUUUCAUCAAUGGGCCAAAGUCAUGUUUGAGGCGACUGAUAAGCUUGGCAAGACGCUGGCCCAAACCCAGAAUCACAGCAUUGCCAGAGCUCUUGACGCAAUUGGCUACGUUGACAUAGUGGAAAAGAGAUUCUCUAUUCCCAUUGGUGCUUGGCCUAAGGAUCCGAAGCUGAAGGAAGUUGGGCAGUGCAACUUGCUCUAUAAUGACCAGUCACUUGAGGGAUUUGCUCUAUUCUUGCUCAAGGAGGUCCUGGGAUGGGCGUAUCCCAGGAUCGUCGUCUUUGUAGCUGAGAUGCGUCAAGCUCUUAGAGACCCCAGUCUGCAGGCCUUCUUCCACCUUCAUCUUGUCUACGCACGUAGACCUGAUGAGGUGGAACAAAUACAGACUGAACUAGAGGAAAUGGAUUGGAUGAAGGUUGAGAAUCUGGUUUCAUUGCGAAAGACCUACGAUGAAAGAUCAUAA
Molecule: messenger RNA, 1005 nt
Organism: Colletotrichum costaricense
Lineage: Eukaryota; Fungi; Ascomycota; Sordariomycetes; Glomerellales; Glomerellaceae
Product: UMTA
Exons: 5
Coding region: 1-1005 (334 amino acids)
Source: RefSeq, a predicted model, not a curated record